UCGACACACACCACCGGCCGCCUCCGCGAGCAGAUUACAUUCAGUCUCAGCCACCCACUUCCCACCGGCACCCAAAUAUUUUCCGGCCGUAUAAAUAAUCUCCGGCGAGCACGAGCAGCCCCGGCCAGCCAUGGAGGACUGGCUCUUCUACUCGCUCACCACCCUGCUCUGCCUCCUCUGCUCGCUGGUGCUGCGGGCCCGGACCCGGAGCCCGGCCCAUGCCCACGGCAGCAGCCUGCCGCCGGGCCCGGCGCCGGUGCCGGUGCUUGGUCCGCUGCUCUUCCUGGCCCGCCGCGACUUCGACCUGGAGCCCCUGCUCCGGCGCCUUGCGCGGGAGUACGGGCCGGUCUUCACGUUUGCGCCGCUGGGGACCGCGCGGCCCAACAUCUUCGUCGCGGCCCGGGGGCCGGCGCACCGCGCCCUCGUGCAGCGCGGCGCCGCCUUCGCCUCCCGCCCGCCCGCCACCGCCUCGGGCGCCGUGCUCACCAGCGGCAGCCGCAACGUCAGCUCCUCCCCCUACGGCGCAACGUGGCGCGCGCUGCGGCGGAACCUCGCGGCGGGCGUGCUCAACCCGGCGCGCCUCCGCGCCUUCUCGCCCGCGCGCCGCUGGGUGCUCGACGCCCUCUUCUCCUGCCUCCGCUCCGCCGGCGGGAACGCGCCCGUCGCCGUCAUGGAGCCGUUCCAGUACGCCAUGUUCUGCCUCCUCGUGUACAUGUGCUUCGGCGACCGCCUCGGCGAUGCGCGCGUCAGAGCCAUCGAAGCCACGCAGCGGGAGCUCCUUGGCAAUUUCCUCAGCUUCCAGGUCUUUUCCUUCCUCCCGUCGAUCACCAAGAUUGUGUUCCGCCGCCGGUGGGAGAAGCUCGUCUCCCUUCGGCGGAGGCAGGAGGAGCUCUUCGUCCCGCUGAUACGCGCCAGGAGGGAGGCCGGGGCCGGCGGGGACUGCUACGUGGACUCUUUGGUGAAGCUGACCAUCCCGGAGGACGGCGGGAGGGUGCUCACCGAUGGCGAGAUCGUCAGCCUCUGCUCCGAGUUCCUGAGCGCCGGCACCGACACCACGGCGACCGCGCUGCAGUGGAUACUGGCGAACCUGGUUAAGAACCCGGCGAUGCAGGACAGGCUGCGGGAGGAGGUCGCCGGCGUCGACGGCGAGGUGCGGGAGGAGGAACUUCAGGGGAUGCCGUACCUCAAGGCCGUGGUGCUGGAGGGGCUCCGGCGCCACCCGCCGGGCCACUACGUUCUCCCGCACGCCGUGUCCGAGGACACGGCGCUGGACGGGUACCGCGUCCCGGCCGGCGCGCCGGUGAACUUCGCGGUGGCCGACAUCGGGCUGGACAAGGAGGUGUGGGACGAGCCUUCGGAGUUCCGGCCGGAGCGGUUCCUGCCCGGCGGCGAGGGGGAGGACGUCGACCUGACCGGCAGCAAGGAGAUCAAGAUGAUGCCGUUCGGCGCCGGGCGGAGGAUCUGCCCCGGCAUGGCGCUGGCGCUGCUGCACCUCGAGUACUUCGUGGCCAACCUCGUGAGGGAGUUCGAGUGGCGCGAGGCCGACGGCGAGGAGGUGGACCUCACCGAGAAGCUCGAGUUCACCGUCGUCAUGAAGCGUCCGCUCAAGGCCACGGCCGUGCCGCUGCGGUCGCCACCGCUGACUGAUUGAUCGAUUGCUCCCUUCUCUCUAGCAUGGCAAUGGAUUGGCAAGAGUGCUUCUGCUGCACUAGUGUGCACGUGUGUACAAUAAGGCACCAACCAGUAAAUACUAGCUAAGUGAUCCUAAGUUUACAAUAAAAAUAUAAAAAU
Molecule: messenger RNA, 1791 nt
Organism: Phragmites australis (common reed)
Lineage: Eukaryota; Viridiplantae; Streptophyta; Magnoliopsida; Poales; Poaceae
Product: cytochrome P450 89A2-like
Exons: 1
Coding region: 131-1651 (506 amino acids)
Cellular component (GO): membrane
Molecular function (GO): oxidoreductase activity, acting on paired donors, with incorporation or reduction of molecular oxygen, NAD(P)H as one donor, and incorporation of one atom of oxygen; iron ion binding; heme binding
Source: RefSeq, a predicted model, not a curated record